Messenger RNA from Clonostachys solani, 3465 nucleotides. NCBI's taxonomy places the organism in Eukaryota, Fungi, Ascomycota, Sordariomycetes, Hypocreales, Bionectriaceae. The record is from the annotation of a GenBank genome assembly.
AUGGCUGACGCUGAGGGCCAGUACGGCUUCCCAGACGACGGCGCAGAUGAUGACCAGUCCAUUAUCUCGACCCGCGGUCUAGAGGCCUUCAGUCGCAAGGUCACCACUACUGCGAGCCACUUGAUGGGCCCCCAAUCCACCGAUCCCUCUGCAAACCCGUACCAUAGCGCAAUGUCAGAAGUUCACAAGCAGCUCAAGCGACCUGGUGUCCAGCGGGGUGUCUUCUCCGUCGCCCGCACGACGCCGACCGAUUUGGUGCGCUCCAGGCUAUCAACAACCGAGAUUCAGCACCGAGCCCUGACCUACCUCCCCGACGAGCUUCUGACAAACAUCCCGGACCACCAAAACUCAUAUUCCCUGUUCCAGGGCUUCAAGGCCACUUUUCCCGAGCUGACGGAGGAGGGCAAGAAGCAUCGGCGCCGUGCUUCUAGGGGAAGAAAACUGAUGCUGGAAGAUGCUCAGUCCGCCCCGGGAAGUAUAAAACGGCUGCAACAACUGAAAAAGGACAAGGCCGCCAUGCUGCACGAGUUCCAGCUCUUCGGUAUCCGGAAAAGUAUGGCUAGCAGCGAGAUUCGGGAAAUCGAUAACAAAAUCGCCAAUCUCCACGGGAUGAGAAGAAUUAUACUGGACAGGUUAGCUUCGCUGGAGCAGGAGGAGGCUUUGCUAGAGCACGAGAACGUCAUGCUCACUGGCCUCGUAGUCGUUGAAAUCGAAGGCCGACUUGAGGAGGCGCAAGUUUUGGCUGAUGAGGCGGAGGAGAUCGCUCGAAACAUGGCUACUCAGGAUGAAAAAGACUUGGUUAUAGAUGCCGACGACCACGAAUUCAUGUCACAAUCAGUCUACGAAAAGAUACCAGGAUCAUCAGAGAACGGACCCCGCAAAGCGAAGAAGGUACACCGCAAGAUAUCAAUGCCUAUCCUUCACGAGCACUUUGAAGCAGGAUCAAGCAUUCGCGAAAUUCGGGCACACCAGGACAGCAUCACCGCCCUUGACUUCGAUGCCCCCUUUGGAACCAUGGCAACAGCAGCAUUGGACGAUACAGUACGGGUCUGGGAUCUGAACGCCGGCAGGUGUAUGGGUCAUUUGCAAGGUCAUACGGCUUCAGUACGGGCACUGCAGAUUGAGGAUAAUAUCCUAGCGACAGGUUCGAUGGAUGCUACAAUCAAGCUCUGGGACCUGAGCCGAAGCAGAUACGAUCCCCAUGGAGGUCUCGGCAAGGACGAUGCAGAAGAGGACGCCAUUGCAUGGGAAAACCCCGACGAUCAACCUGUAGAUCCCCCCGAGGGAAGCAUGGAUAACUGUGAACUUUAUACCUUGAGGGCACAUGUGGACGAGAUCACGGCCCUUCACUUUAGAGGCGACGUCAUGGUUUCCGGCUCAGCAGACAAGACGAUUCGACAUUGGGAUCUGGAGAAAGGCCGGUGCGUGCAGACUCUUGACGUGAUGUGGGCUGCCGCCCAAGCUUCAGCGACCAUUGGCAGCGGAGACAAUACAUGGAGACCGACUGGGCGCUCAUCCACAAGAUCGGCAGAUUUCGUUGGAGCCCUCCAGGUCUUCGAGACGGCUCUGGCAUGUGGCACAGCAGAUGGCAUGGUUCGGCUCUGGGAUCUUCGAAGCGGUCAAGUGCAUCGAAGUCUAGUUGGACACACAGCCGCCGUAACCUGCCUACAAUUCGACGAUGUUCACCUCGUAACAGGCAGCUUGGACAGGAGUAUUCGAAUCUGGGAUCUACGGACAGGGUCGAUCUACGAUGCCUACGCUUAUGAUAACCCAAUUACGAGCAUGAUGUUUGAUGCCCGACGGAUCGUCAGCGCUGCUGGUGAGGAUGUUGUAAAGGUGUACGAUAAGGUAGAGGGCAGGCAGUGGGACUGCGGCGCUGGCAUCACCGCAGCAGAGGAAGGCAAACAACCUUCGAUUGUCGAGCGGGUACGCGUAAAGGACGGCUAUCUGGUGGAAGGUCGCCAGGACGGCAUUGUCGGUUCCACUCAACAACGGCUACUACUCAAAUAUUGUCGGGCAGCAAUUCUGAUCUCUGGAGAAGCCCCAGCCGACCAAACGGCAGAUGCCAAAGAUCGGGACCUCGAAAGCAAGGCCAAUCUCGCAGAUUUCGCAGAGGGCGAAGCAACUCGGCAGUUAUUAAAACGGCAAGCAAAACUUAUUGCACAGGCCCACAGGGUAUUACAGUCCCAAGAUGGCACAGGCUCAAAUGGCACCGUCAAUCUCAAGCUUGUCGCCAAGAGAUUGGACGACGUCUCAUCCAUUGCCAUGUCGAAGUUCUACUCUUACAGGUAUGACCAAGUUCCGGAGUUUUGGAGGCAUAUUUAUACCGAGGCUUUGGUUCUGAAAACGCACUACCAUUUGUUGGUCUCAGUUUCUGAGAAGUCGACAGUCUCCGAGGAAACUUUUGAUCUGAUGGUUGAGACCCUCGAUAGGGCUCUUAUUACAGCUGGAGGAUACGGAAAGUAUUUAAAUCCAAAAUGGAUCGAAGAUACCAUAUCAUGCCUGGACCUUUUAUGGAGGGAGGGCCAAAACACAGCCGAGGGGUAUUCAGCGAAACAAACCGAAAAUGAGCCCGGCAAGUCUGAGUUCCCUUUGACAGAACCAUACGGCCGGCCGGCUCUACGGAAGGACAGGGAAUGCCCUCGCCAUCCGGGCUGGACGCUCGAGCAAUUCGAGAACUGCAUUAACUCCGGGAACGAUCCUCAACCCAUGGUCUUCCCGAAUCUAAUAUGCGACUGGCCAGCGCUCCAGGGCUGCCCCUGGAAGAGCAGAGACUACCUCCUCUCUAAAACCCUAGGUGGCAGGCGUCUCGUCCCGGUAGAGGUAGGCCGCAGCUAUGUGGACGACGGCUGGGGCCAAGAGCUCAUACCCUUCCGGGACUUCCUGGGCAAGUAUAUUACCCCCCACGAGGCGGAAACCGGGGAUGGUGCCCAGCCAGUUGGGUAUCUGGCCCAGCAUGAUCUCCUGCGUCAGAUCCCCGCCCUUAGGAACGAUCUGCUCGUGCCGGAUUUCUGCUGGUCGGAUGCCCCCAAGCAUCCCAGCGACCCGGCAAUGGAUCAUCCCACUCUAGAUACGCCGCAGCUGAAUGCGUGGUUUGGGCCGGCAAAGACAAUCACGCCGUUACACACAGACGGCUAUCACAAUAUCCUCUGCCAGGCUGUGGGGGCCAAAUAUCUGCGGCUCUACCCACCGUCGGCCACGGCUGCCAUGAGGCCACGGCCACCAGAGCACGGGGUGAAUAUGAGCAACACGAGUGCGUUGGAUGUUGGGAUCCUUGAAGGGUGGGAUCCGCUUCCGGAGGACAUGGAUGAGAGAAUGUUGGAAGAGGUUAGAGAGGAACUGAGAGGUGUUGAGUAUACAGAGUGCAUUCUCGGGCCAGGGGACGCCCUAUAUAUACCAAUCGGAUGGUGGCACUACGUCCGGAGUUUAAGUGUCAGUUUCAGCGUCAGCUUUUGGUGGAAUUGA